Molecule: messenger RNA, 1026 nt
Organism: Adineta ricciae
Lineage: Eukaryota; Metazoa; Rotifera; Eurotatoria; Adinetida; Adinetidae
Source: the annotation of a GenBank genome assembly
AUGACGUUCGUUGGAACUAAGAAACUGAUUUUUCUUCGAUCGCUCGACGGAAAAGUACUACGAAAGAUUAUUAUCUUUGUUCUACUGGCAGUAUGUCUGUAUCGUUUUGUAUUCGACACACGUCGACUGAAAGGUAUCGUAUUGAAUUACUUGCAUGUUGAACAGAAUAGAUAUAAUGUUUCACCAAACGUGUAUCUGAUUGAUCUGUACGCAACUAGCACAACGACAACAUUUCGAUGCAUCAAAACGAAACCAUUAGUCCGCAAUAUUAGCACGACUAUUUGUUUAUACAACUCAAAACGUGAUCGAUAUGUGAGCGGUGCAUUUUCCGAGCUAACGUCCAUUUGGGAAGAAAAACAAGUCACACGUACUCUCCAGUAUCUUAUUCGUCAUCCAACUAUUCAUUUCAUUGAUAUUGGUGCAAACAUUGGGACUUAUACAAUGUAUGUUGCCGCACUCGGUCGAUUCGUUUUGGCUAUCGACUGUUUUGCGCCCAAUCUUGUGCGUCUACGUCGAGCAGUUCAACUGAUGAAUGUUCAUGAACAAGUCGUUCUAGUUCAAAAUGCGAUCUAUAGUCGUUCGGGAGAGUAUUUACGAUUAUCACUCGAUACAGCCAAUGUCGGAGGACAACGUAUACGACAACCAUCACAUAGAUAUCGUGAAACAAAGAAUACGUCCAUCGUUAAUCCAUAUAUUGUGAAAACAAUUACAUUCGACGAACUUCUUCCGAUUCUCGAUGCGCGUAGUAUUCGUAGUGUUUUGAUGAAAAUUGAUAUCGAAGGAAGCGAAGGUUUCGUUUUGGAAACAGGUAGUCGAAUUUUCGAUUCGCUACAUAUUCCAUUGAUUCAAAUGGAAUGGAAAAUCGUUCAACAAAAUAACAAUCAAACGAAGCGGAUCAUUGACUUUUUAAAGCAACGUCAGUAUGAUCCAAUGGAAAUUGAAUGUAAGAUGUUAGAUUCAGAAGAUGUUCGUUCAUGGCCAGACGAAAUCUAUUGGUUGAAAAGAAAUGCAUCGAGCUUCUGCUGA